UGGUGUCCUUCCUUGGGGGGGUGGCCCAUCCUGGGGUGAGGUGCUGUGCUUUCCUGUUCGGCAUUUCGAUGAGCAGUGCACGGUGGAACUGAGGUGCAAGUAGACAGUGCGUUAUACGCAGGGAAUUCGCCUUAAGCGAUUGCUGCUGUUGCUGCUGCUGCUCUCCAUGUGGCUGGGUUCGGAAGAUUUGCAUUGCCAUGGCAACACAUUUUCUGCCAGUCCGAACCCUGAGUCGGGUCGCUGCCCGUGGCCUCCUCGGGCGGCCCAGGGUAGUGCUGGGCAUAGAAACCAGCUGCGAUGACACUGCCGCGGCCGUCGUGGACGAAACAGGCGGAGUCUUAGGAGAAGCCUUACACUCUCAGAAAGAAACUCACCUGAAGGCAGGUGGAAUAAUCCCACCAGUAGCACAGAAGCUACACAGAGAGCACCUGGACAGAGUGGUGCAGGAAGCUGUAGAAAAGAGUGGCGUCUCCCUUAAUGAACUAACAGCAAUAGCAACCACUACAAAGCCAGGACUUGCAUUAAGCCUACAAGUAGGCUUAGAGUACAGCUUGAAAUUAAUAGAGCAAUAUAAGAAACCUUUUAUUCCUAUUCAUCAUAUGGAGGCCCAUGCUCUGACCAUUAGAAUGCUGCAGUCAGUGGAAUUUCCCUUCCUGGUCUUGUUGAUCUCUGGUGGUCACAGUUUGCUCGCCAUUGCCCGUGGAGUCGAUGACUUUCUUCUUCUCGGACAGACGAUGGAUGAAGCCCCAGGAGACACAUUUGACAAGGUUGCAAGAAGACUGUCACUGAGAAAUCACCCAGCGUGCUGUACCAUGAGUGGGGGUGAAGCCAUUGAAUACUUGGCCAGAAGUGGGAAUCGAUCGCACAUUGAAUUAACACAGCCUAUGAGGCAUCACCUAGACUGUGACUUUUCCUUCUCUGGUCUGCGCAAUCAUGUCAAUCAAAUAAUUACAAAAAAGGAAAAGGAAGAAGCAGGUAUCCAGGAUGGACAGUUCCUCUCGUGUGCGAAUGACAUUGCUGCUGCUGUUCAACAUACAGUGGCAGUUCACUUGGCAAAGCGUACACAUCGAGCCAUUCUCUUCUGUAAGAAGGAAGACUUCUUGCCUCAAUCAAACCCAACCUUGGUGGUGUCAGGUGGCGUGGCCAGCAAUAAAUACAUCAUAAAAGUUCUGCAGAUAGUAGCUGAAGCAUGUGGGUUCUCACUGAAUUGUCCUCCUCCAAAACUCUGCACAGACAAUGGCAUCAUGAUUGCAUGGAAUGGUAUUGAGCGACUUAGAGCAGGAAUUGGUGUUUUGCAGAAUCCAAAAGCAGUUCGUUAUGAGCCAAAAGCCCCUCUCGGAAUUAGUUUAUCAGAACAAGUCAAGAAAGCAGCAUUGAAAGUCCCUCGUUUGAAACUGAAGAUAUAAUUAAUAAAAUGGGACUCCACUGUGUGGUUGGCUUUUUAAGAAUUAACUCUAAUGAGCCUGAUUUUUUAAUGAAGUGUGUACAAAUUAGAUGCUGCCAAUUAUUAAAAUGUCUCCUGAAGAAGAGGCAGACAGAGGAAAAGAUGGACGGGCAACAUUAAAGAAUGGACAGGGAAAACAUUUGCAGUGACCCAGGCUCUGGCACACAACCGUGACAGAUGGAACAGACUGGUGCAAAGCUUAUCAUGAAAGUACCCCGACAACUCCACCAGGAGUUAAGGGUGCAAGGUCAAGAUCAUAUUAAAAUGUGUACGGUAUAUUUGAAAUGAUAAACAUCUAAUGAGUUUAAUUGAAUGGGUGAAAUUCUGAUCUGAAGGAUCUGCAAAGUUACGACCAUUCAAAAGGAUCAAUGAUGCCAAUCAAAAUCAGAAAAUGUAUGAUCUUUCCAUGGUUUAAUAAAGUAUUUUAAUGCCUUUUCUUUUUUUAUUGGAUUAUAUAAAUCCACUAAUUUGA
This is a messenger RNA of Hypanus sabinus (Atlantic stingray), 1916 nucleotides long. It is a transcript of the gene osgepl1, whose product is annotated as O-sialoglycoprotein endopeptidase-like 1. The coding region runs from base 198 to 1406 and encodes 402 amino acids. The record is from RefSeq and is a predicted model, not a curated record. Lineage: Eukaryota; Metazoa; Chordata; Chondrichthyes; Myliobatiformes; Dasyatidae. Gene Ontology annotation, biological process: tRNA threonylcarbamoyladenosine modification. Gene Ontology annotation, cellular component: mitochondrion. The transcript has 7 exons.